UACAAUUAGCACAAAAAACUUGAACCGCAAUUGGUAUGUCUCCGAUUAGUAUUGGAAUACCACACCGAGUAGGAUUGCUGGUCUCGUGUAUGCAUCUAUAUAUAAUACCCGUGUAAUCUUGUACCACCGUGGCACCGUGUGAGACAGAAAGGAACAAAGAAAACUUUCGAGGCUCGACACACGAGGCUCUGGCCAGUCUCAUUUUUCCUCCUGUUAUCCAUCAACCUGUCUGCUUGCUAAUCCGACUCCUAUCCCUGCCAUUAAUCGGCAUCAAUACAGACUCCUCCAUAUUGAAUCCGUGCAAAGAGCGCCGGUCACCAUCAGCCGUCUUUGUUUCACAGAGGAAGAAUUCCAUGGCUUUGUUGGGAGUGCAGCUGCUACCGGGCGACAUCCUCGCUUGCAUCCUCCGCCGUCUCGCACCCCGUAGUCUCGCCGCGUCCCGCUGCGUCUGCAAGGGCUGGCGCGCCAUUAUCGACGAUUGUCACCUGCUGCGCACAGACCUACUCCCGCUAUCCCUCUACGGGAUCUUCCUCAUGGAACGGUGGAAUCCGGUUCUCCCGAAAUUCUUCGCGAGCCCGCCGCUGGUACAAGGCAAAAUCGCUGCCAGGCUCGACUACCUGGACACGGACUAUGAGGGUUAUAUUUAUAUUGUGAAUCACUGCAAUGGUCUCCUUUUGCUUUGGGAGAGGGUGGUUAAUCCUGCGACACGACAAUGGGUGAUUUUGCCUUCGCCCCCACCCCGACGUGCCGGGAUGGAGAAAUUCUUCGAUGAUAGGUGCCUCGUUUUUGACCCUACCAUCUCUCCGCACUACGAGGUGCUUCAUAUUCCUUACGUUCCCCCCAUGGCUGGGAGCACGGCGAUGUUCGCGGAUGAAUCGGAGUGGCCGCCCUCUCGAUAUCCAAUACAAGUCUUCUCUUCAAAUACAUGGAGAUGGGAGGAGAGGUUGUUUGUCCGGAGAGGGGAGGCUGCAGGGACCAUUGCCGCCAUGAAAUCAGAUGGGCAACACAAGCAUCGUUAUGCUGUCUAUUGGAAAGGAGCGGUUUAUGUGCACGCACAAAAUGACUCCAUUAUACGCAUUAUCUUGUCGGAUGGUGAGUAUGAAGUGGUCAAAUCACCAACAGACACUAAAAUGGAAGGGCAUGUUGAUCUUUAUCUAGGAAAAUCGGAGAAGGGAGUGUACUGUGCUUUAACUUGUAGUUGGCAGAAACGAAUUCAAGUAUGGUUGCUUACGGAAUCGUGCGGCAAACUGGAGUGGAUUUUGAAGAAUGAUAUCGGACUUGUGCCAAUGUUCGAACAUUUUUCAGGGGACUUUCAAGAUGAACACUCCACACCGUGGAUCUUAAAUAUAGGUAGUUUUGAUGAACAUUCUAAGGAAGCACAUGCAGAAGAUAAAUUGGAAUGGAGCUUUGAAAAUGGUAUUGUCCUCGAGGCUGGCCACAAGACUGAAUGGGACUAUAGGAGUGAAGACAUCCAUUUUCUUGGAUUUCAUCCAUGCAAAGAGGUUGUGUUCUUGUGGUUAUCGGAAGAAAGAGUAGUUGCUUAUCAAUUGAGUAGCUCGAAAGUUCAAUACUUGGGAAAGUUAAGCUUACACUGUUUAAGAUAUUCCUUUCCAUAUACUCCAUGUUGGACAGGAGAGUUAGUUGGACAUAAUUAAUUAUGGCCAAAAUAUUUGUUUGUUUCAAAUGUCAUACCACUUGUAACU
Messenger RNA from Lolium perenne, 1703 nucleotides. RefSeq lists its product as uncharacterized. The record is from RefSeq and is a predicted model, not a curated record. Gene Ontology annotation, molecular function: protein binding. NCBI's taxonomy places the organism in Eukaryota, Viridiplantae, Streptophyta, Magnoliopsida, Poales, Poaceae.